Messenger RNA from Didymodactylos carnosus, 855 nucleotides. NCBI's taxonomy places the organism in Eukaryota, Metazoa, Rotifera, Eurotatoria, Philodinida, Philodinidae. The record is from the annotation of a GenBank genome assembly.
AUGCAACAAUCCGAAGUAAAUAGUUCAUCAUCUCAAUUAAAUCAUGACAAUCUUAAACGUCGGAGUGUUGAUCCUUCAAUUGUGUGGCGACAUUUAUGUGCAUCAAUGCUAAUUAAUUAUAAACCAUUACAAACUAAACUUCUUUAUUGUAUUGGUCAUUUGUAUUCAACAACCUGCAAUGGAUCUUACUUUCUUCAAGUUAAACCAGAAUUAUUUGUACAAAUAUUCGAAUCAUUAUUUAAAAAAGAAUUUAAUUAUGAAAAUUUACUUUUAAAUGUAACGAAAAAUAGUUUAUUAAUAACCAAAGAUGAACAAUUAAAUGAAAUAUCUCCAUCAUUGUCUUCAAUGUCUAUCUCUCAUUCAACUGUGUUUGAUUCACUAUCAAAAUGGUCAUCAUACAAACGAAAGAAACGUCAACAAACGUUUGAAUAUUUAUGUUUGAAUUAUAUUCAAUUUAGAAGAUUUUCUACAUAUUACUUAAUUCAGAUUGAAAAAUAUCAACAAAUACGAUCAAGUUCAAAAUUAAUGAAACAACUUUAUGAAGCACUAAAAUAUCAUGCAUGCAAAAAUUAUCAAGAAUCAAUUGGUUGGUACGAAAAUACGUUUUAUACGUUGGACUAUAAUAAAAAUCAAUUGGAAUCAAAUGAGAGAGAAAGUUUAAAAGAAAAAUUUGAUAAUGUUCGACAAAGAUUUCGUCAAUUGCUUGAACAACAAUAUAAUACAAUUGAUCAAUUAAAGUUAAACGAUAUAUCAACAUCAUCAAAAAACAUUUCAUUUCAAGCACGAAAUCAAAACGAAUAUGAUAAAGUAAAAGUUAGAUCAGAUAGUCUGUUACAAAAUUUCACUGACGAGUGA